UGCUGUGAGGGCAAGGCCUGAAAGCACAUCACACCAUGCAUGCAUGAAAAUGCCUUGGACCCCUAUGCUGAUUCAAAGGACAUGCUGGACCAUUUGAAAACGAUCUACAGCGAUCCAAACUGUGUUACCUGUCAUGGAGCAUGGACACUCGUUAGCUAUAUAGCAUGUCCGAUUACUUUGACCCGUUUGGCGUAGGACAUUCACUGAGCCUCGCUUAAAC
Messenger RNA from Aspergillus glaucus CBS 516.65, 220 nucleotides. RefSeq lists its product as uncharacterized. The record is from RefSeq and is a predicted model, not a curated record. The transcript has a single exon. Bases 40 to 195 code for a protein of 51 amino acids. NCBI's taxonomy places the organism in Eukaryota, Fungi, Ascomycota, Eurotiomycetes, Eurotiales, Aspergillaceae.